This is a messenger RNA of Paraphaeosphaeria sporulosa, 1836 nucleotides long. Its product is annotated as YVTN repeat-like/Quino protein amine dehydrogenase. The coding region runs from base 1 to 1776 and encodes 591 amino acids. The record is from RefSeq and is a predicted model, not a curated record. NCBI's taxonomy places the organism in Eukaryota, Fungi, Ascomycota, Dothideomycetes, Pleosporales, Didymosphaeriaceae. The transcript is spliced from 2 exons. Gene Ontology annotation, molecular function: protein binding.
AUGACUACUCGGAGUUACACGCAGAAGGAUUUCCUCCACAGUUACGAGUUCCCGUUGCGCCCCGUGCAGGACUUCACCUUAAACGGUACCCCGGCGUCACACGCGCCUGAACACCCACAGGAAUGGGGCCAAGAAAAGGAUGGGUUUGAUUAUUGGAAGGAUUUUGAACAGCAUUUUGGCAGCAAGUCAUCGCAGAGGUUUGGUGAGACUGCCCACAGGAGUAUUGAUACUGCCCUAAGUCCGGACAACAAGCUGCUCGCUAUCAGCUCAGCUUCUCCCGAGGGGAUCCUGAUAUACGACGUUGUGACAAAGGAACUGCGCCAAACACUUGAGGGCUGCGGUACAUUAGGCUUCUGGCCUCGAGCGGCAAAGCAUAACGUAGAGGCUGGAGGAAGAGCCGCGACUGAUGCUGUUGGAGGAAACCCAGCAUAUAUUCUGAUCAGCAACUUCUCAACAGGCGAGCCACGUCCGCAGCCAUACGCCGGGCUGAUAGUGUGGGAGCUCGACUCCAAUGGACGUUUGUUCGUGGAAGAAGAAUCUAUCAACCCUCCCGCCAUCGCCACGAAAGCAAUCGAAGCUAUCAUGCCUGAGUUGGAAUCAGAGCAUGAAUGGACGCGAGCCUUUGUGAACGCUUCUGCCCUGCAUGCUGAUUUUGUCAAAGCCCUGGAGAAGACCUCCGCCGACCAUCGCAGGAGGAACAAUAGCGUGAUCCAGAAUGCGCAAAUACCCAGUUUUGUCCAGAAUCCAUUCAGCUACGACGGCAAGUUGGUUUUAUAUGUUACCAACAAUCAAACCACGCAACACGGCAUGCGUGACCCAGAUAAUCUCCCACACGUGGUUGUGUAUAACGUCGAUGCAGGUCGGGAAGUUCAUCGCUUCAGAGGACACACGGAUAUGGUGGCAUGGGCUGGCUUCAGCCCUGAUGGUCGAUAUGUUGCAUCUGUGUCCUGGGAUGGUACACUGCGCAUGUACUCGACCGAGACCGGAGAACUAGAAUGGGCAACCGCAGACGCAGUUGGCCAGAGCUGGAGCGGCGCCUUCUCGCCAGACUCGACACACAUUGUGUGGAGCUCCCGUAGCGGAAGAGAGAUCAAGGCUCAUCAAGUCUCCAAUGGGAGGGUAGUGUCUACGUUUCCUGAGACUGUGAAUCACUGGUGCCGCCACUUCUCGUGGCAUCCCACCAACCAGCAGAUUGUUUUGUGCGCCGACAAGACAGUGUAUGUCUGGCAGCCAUUUGGCGGUCCAGGGGGACUCGUGGUGCAGCAUAUGGUGAUAGAUGGCGGCGACUGUUUCCCCCGAAUGGCGUCAAUACAGAACGUAUUCUGGAUGGACGAUGGGAGACUACUGACAAUGAGGAUAUCAGACAGGACAACCUUAGUCUACGACACGCGUACGAACGCGAAGGAGGUCUUCAAAAGACCCAGAGGUGUGGAUGCUGCCGACGUCAGGUCGGGCUUCUAUGAGCUGCCCAAAGAAGAGGGAGGGAAGUCAUCAUAUCUCAGCGUCGAUGGAGACGGGAAGGUAAGGUACUGGGACAGAUGCGUCGCACCGACACCAGAUGUACAGUCCGAAGGAGAAAGUCCGGUUGAAGCAUUGAUAUUGGAGAAUCGCUCUAAGCAGCCCAAGGAAGCCCCAAAGAACGGAAAAUUUGGGGCUGUCAUGCGUAAGAUCAGCGAGCAGAUUAGAGACAUGGACGGGCAAGACCCAGCCACGACGAGCGACCAGGAGAGGGAAGCUUGGGUCCAGAAGGGUACUGGUAUCUGGACUGCUGAAUAGCCGUUUUAAUUUCCUAUUUGGUUAUAGUUGCUGUAACAGAGAAUAAAGAAAUGGACUGUG